Molecule: messenger RNA, 1173 nt
Organism: Teleopsis dalmanni
Lineage: Eukaryota; Metazoa; Arthropoda; Insecta; Diptera; Diopsidae
Product: caspase-like
Exons: 5
Coding region: 345-1112 (255 amino acids)
Biological process (GO): proteolysis; apoptotic process
Cellular component (GO): cytoplasm
Source: RefSeq, a predicted model, not a curated record
CUAAAAAAAACUGGGUUUGCACCUAUCUCGUUAAUGAUUGUUGUUGUUAUCACAUUAUUGGUGUCACAUUAUUGGUGAUUCACAUUCGUGAACGUGAAAAAAUAAGGACAUACAACAACAACAACUACUGCUGCUGCUGCAACACCAAAAAAAAAACUAUUCCGGCGUGUCUGGUACGCAUAAAAACAUUUCGAUUGAAAUAUAAAAUUGAAAGAACAUGCAUAACGCAAAAUGCAAACGGUGGCGAUAGCAUAGAUGCAAAAAGGAACGAGGAAACAAGUAGAGGCAAUGUUAGUGGUAGCAACAACAAUAAAAGAAAUGCUAAAGCUAGAUUUACUGCUUUCAUGCCGACGGAACGUUAUGCGGUGGAGUACAAUAUGAAUCAUAGGAACCGCGGCCAGGCUCUCAUUUUCAAUCAUGAGCAUUUCGACAUACCAAAUCUGAAAUCUCGUGCUGGCACAAAUGUGGAUUGUGACAAUUUGCGUGAAGCUUUGGAAUAUUUGGAUUUUGAUGUAUUAGUUUAUAAGGACUGCAAAUAUAGUAAGAUAUUACAUUACAUUGAGAAAGCUGCCUCAAAGGAUCAUAGAGAUAAUGAUUGUAUACUUAUUGCAGUUAUGUCACACGGUAAUAAUGGCAUUAUCUAUGCUAAAGACGUACAUUACCAAUUAGACUCUAUUUCCCAGUACUUUACCCCCCAGAAUUGUGCUACUUUGGCUGGUAAACCAAAGAUAUUUUUAAUACAAGCUUGCCAAGGUAGUCGUUAUGAUCCUGGUGUUAUGCUCCAGGCGACUCAAACAGAUAGUCCACCUUAUGGAAUGGACUACAAAAUUCCUCUACAUGCCGAUUAUUUAUAUGCCUACUCAACCAUACCAGGUUUCUAUGCGUGGCGCAAUGCCACAAACGGUUCAUGGUUCAUACAAUCCCUGGUAAAGGAAAUCAAGGAGAAUGGUAAAAACCUGGAUAUGCUAACAUUACUGACAUUCGUAAAUCGGCGUGUGGCUGUUGACUUUGAGUCGUGUGUGCCGGACAGUCCCAUAAUGCACCAACAGAAGCAAAUCCCCUGCGUCACAACCAUGUUAACGCGCAUAUUGCGUUUUUCAGACAAAAAAUAGUUAACCUAUAAUAAUCUAUAAUAUAUAUAUAAAGGAUAUAAGAAUAACCAAUUAGAAUUAA